AUGCAUCUAGUUAUAUUAAUGACAUUCAAAAUCAGCAAGAGAAUAAAGAAGAAACAUGUGCAACACUUGGUACAAGAUUGUGCAAUACAAAGAUGUGUGUUGUUCCCACAGUCACAAGGGACGGUACACGGGGAGGAACUGGCCUAUGUGUUCGGCGCUCCUCUUGUCGGAGGCUUCAAUCACUUCGGUCUCAACUACACACUGGAAGAGGUCUUCCUAUCAGAACUCGUCAUGACUCAGUGGACCAACUUCGCCAAGACCGGGAACCCCAACCUGCCAACCCCGCAGCGGUACAAGACCCCGGGGGUCAACCUUAACUGGGAAGAGAAUAUGAAGACGAUGUGGCCAGCAUACGAGAAGCAACUCCAGCAGUACCUCCAUAUUGACAUGCAGGUGGUGACAAAGAACCACUAUCGCUCACAUCCGCUGGCUCUGUGGAACCACCUCAUCCCUAACCUGAUUAAGUCGACGCGUAUCAUGACGGAUCAAGGAACUCUGCCUCACCUACCAGGAGCUACACCUCCUACCAUCACACUCGUCCCCACGAUGAAGCCUACCCUCGUGAUCCCCUUCACGGAGCUUCCCACCAACUAUCCAGAAAAAGAAUGGUUUCAGCCCAAGAAGCAUAAAAGCCAGGGAGAGUACUACCCAGGAAAACACCCCGAUGACCAGGAUUUACAGCCCUCACCCACACACCCACCCACGCCCCCACCCACUCCCCAAGUUACUGCUGGAACCCCCAUCAGCAUCGUUAUUCUGGUUGGCAUCGCCAUCCUCUUCAUCAACUGUUGCGCUAUGGGUGGCGUGUAUUAUCAAAGGGACAAAAUCAGACACCAGUCUAGAUUACUAAAGAAAAAUCUUCGGCCUCGUAAAGCUGAUGAUUCUGAGGAAAGAGUGUCGGAAACCGCUGCAUCAAGUGUUUCAAAGAUCAAAUCACACAGGAAGAAAGGCAGCAGAAGUGACUAUGAAUUGAGCGAUGAAAUACAUUCUGAUACUGUGUCUCGAGCCUCUGCUGUGUCCAGAGAGGCGACACUGAAAAGAAAACACUCUCAGGCAUCACACGACUCAGUCUCUAAGCAAGAGACUCCAAAAGGCUCUCUUAAAAGCAGCAAAAGUCCCAAGAGUGGUCACAGAAGAAACAAGAGUGAGACCUCAAUAUAUAGCGAAAUUGGGAAGACGGCUGAGGUUGACAUUCACGCUGAGGCAACUGGAGCCUCACGCUCUCCACACCGUAAGAACCCCACCGUCAAGUUUAUCACAAUGAGUGCAAACCUUCCCCCUAAAGCUCUGACCAAGAGUACCACUUCCAUUUCAUCUAAAGCGUCAAUCAAGAGCAACACUUCUCAUGCGUCUGUGAAGAGCACUGCUUCCCGUUCCUCGGUCAAAAGCACAUCAUCAGAAAAUCGCCUUAAAAAGAACGCGAGUUGCCAAAGUUUACCCACAGCAGAAUACACUUGGGGUAUAACUCCAGAGAUGACAAUGUCAGAGAGAGAUGACCCUGAUGGACGAGACGAUCAGCGAGGUCCUGCUGACAGACAGCAAACUUUUGCAGCCUUGCAAAAAUUCAAUUAUCCAAAAGUGUUGCCCCAGCCACGCGAAGGCAUCCAUGCUGCUACCUUGCCAAAGAUGCGGCCACCUCCCCCACCCCGAUCGACCUCCCUUACGGCCCGGGAUAUUCAAGAAUUUGAGAACAGAAUUCGCGUUGUUUACCGUAAAAAGAGAAUCCCACGAAGAGAUGUUUCUACAGACUCAUGUGAUCUUAGUGCAGUAGAUAACAUUUACCUGAUCGGGGCAGAUGCAGUGCCCCCUAGUUCCAUGUAUGGAGCUCCUGCUGCCACAGCAACGGUAAGCAGAUCAAGGCCUCGUAAGAAUGACGGAGCUACUGAUUAUGGACAUACCGGCACCUCUGCCGAAUUCGUUCGCUCGGGUCCUUUAGGUGAGUAUGGACGAUCAGCUAUCGCAGCUGAUUAUGGGACAUCUGUAGGUGCAGUGGACUAUGGUCGUCAGGGGGUCGGCCCAUUAUAUGGUGGGUACGCAACCUACGAGCCAACAUACGCGUACAAGGAUAAUAAUGUUCUCUCUUCUCCAAAGACUCCUACUUCCCCACAGCCUGGAGAACAGACCAAAUCCUUUGGGUCUUAUGGCGAGCCUCGUGUGCCUCGUGGACCACUUGCUACCUUCGGCAAGACAAGUAAUCAUUCUCCAGGAGAUGGGGCGGCUAAACCAGAGCAAGGGCGCUCACGCCCAACUUACGAGAGUACUGCUACGUAUACACCAGUGCCAAACAGUGCAGCAGUAGUCACGGCUGCUGCACAGACUGCGUUGGCUACUGCUACAGCCCCAGCUUUUGUUGGUGCAUCCAAUAGCACCAGAUCUGCGCCUCGAAGUCCUGUCUCUCCUGCGCCAGCGCCCGCUGCCACACACACAGUGGCUGUAAGACAGCAGUACUCCACCACCUCUGGCUCUGAUACAGGUACAGUUUAUGAACAGAGCGAGAACACUGGAACGAUAAAACGCAAGAAAUCAAUAAAAAAAGACAGUGUAACCAAACCAGUAGUCGCUCAAGACCCAGAGAAAUCAUACGAUAAGCCCCUGAAAGGCGUGUUGAAGCAGACUUCCGCCUACGACAAACCCAAACCACUAAUGGCAAAAGCACCGGGUGCGUCUCCAAGCCCCUCCGCGUCCAGCCUCAGCAGCAGCGGCACCAGCAUAGAAGUUGGCAGCAGUGCCAGUGAAGCACCACACAGUCCCAUCCUGAAGACCCAAGAACCCCACCAAAAGACCCAGGAGUACCUCCAAAAGACCCAUGACAACCUCCAAAAGAAUCAUGAACCCUUGCAAAAGACCCUCCAAAAGACAUCCUCUAUGAAAAAGGGGACCCGAGUGGCCACUCCAGGCAUCAGACGCAAGAAUAAAAGUGACAACCAGACCAGCAAACCCAUCCAGACAGACUCACCGAACUGAGCACUGUAGACACUCGCCGAAAUGGGCACUCUACUAUCUUAAGAACCUUCCUUGUUGAUCCCGGGUUUCGCUCGGGAAUUGUGUUUGUGCAGUCGUAAACGUUGUUCAGGUUCGUAACAAUAAGUAGACUCUUCUGUUUGAGUUCCUUCUUAAUAUUAGAAGGAAAAAGAAAAAGACUCAGGAUUUUGGUAUAUUUAAGGUUCCCAGGUUCUCAUAUUCCAAGUUAAUUACUGAGGCGAGGAAUAGAAAUCAGGGUCUCAUAAGUGUUGGUCCAUCUGGUGGUGGUUUCCACUGGUGGUAGUAUUUUGUUUGUCGGGUAAAAUAAGAUUUCAUUCUUGAUGACCAGCUCAGUGGAGCUUUUCAACAUUUGACCGAAGCUUUCCACCGCCUACUGUCCAAUUAGUAAAAAAAAAUCAUAAAACAAGAUGUGAUAUUUACAUUUCACUACACAGUUUAUAAAGCUGUGGAUCACUUUUUCGUGUCCCAGAAUCACAAUUUUCACCUACCCAGCCCAUUUAUACCUCGUGUUAGAGGCCCCGCUGACCCCAUAAUAAACCUUACCUCAACGGGGACCGACAGUCCAAGCAACAGAUUUCAGUACCUUGGGAGUCCGCCUAACAUAGUGCGUCUCAUCCAUUUGUGUUGUCGAAGUGGAUGAGGGAAAUUGUUCCUAGAUCACGUCUAUUUUUUACUCAUAAAAGAUUGUUUUAUAUUCAUUCAUACAUGCCCAUGACAUUUUUGUAUACUAUAGACUCUUCUCCUGUCCAGGGAUGGUAUCAUUCUCCAUGAUAAUGAUGCACCUCACUGUUAAUUUGUGAGUAGCUCUUUCUAUUUCUAGAAGGAUUUUCAUAGCUGACAAGUGUUUAUGAUAAUUCUGUUAGCAGCAAACGAUGUUUUAAUAAUUCACACGUCAGGAACAUUGUUAAUGUAUAAGAUAUAACAAAAUGUAACGCUUAUAUCAAAUAAUUUUCAUAACUGAAGAAAAAAUCCAAACACAGUUUAUUGAAACCAUACACGGGUGGGGUUAGAACCCGCCAUCAGUCAUAAAACUCCAGACCGACGCGCUGGCCACUGGGCCAGCUAGCUUCAAUAAGAUUCAUCCAACUAGGUAUGUUUCUACACCAUAGGAAGGUUAGCAUAGGCACCACUAUGAAGACAAAUGCAAGU
Molecule: messenger RNA, 4131 nt
Organism: Cherax quadricarinatus
Lineage: Eukaryota; Metazoa; Arthropoda; Malacostraca; Decapoda; Parastacidae
Source: RefSeq, a predicted model, not a curated record